Molecule: messenger RNA, 1477 nt
Organism: Anopheles bellator
Lineage: Eukaryota; Metazoa; Arthropoda; Insecta; Diptera; Culicidae
Gene: Papst2
Product: adenosine 3'-phospho 5'-phosphosulfate transporter 2
Exons: 2
Coding region: 165-1295 (376 amino acids)
Biological process (GO): transmembrane transport
Cellular component (GO): Golgi membrane; endoplasmic reticulum membrane
Molecular function (GO): 3'-phosphoadenosine 5'-phosphosulfate transmembrane transporter activity
Source: RefSeq, a predicted model, not a curated record
GUUUGCGGCGAACGAGCGCUGUGUUUGAAGAUUAUUAUUUUAUCAUGAGUAUUUCUUAGAAAAAAUCCAUUCCCACCGUUGGUUCCUCAUAACGUUCUUUAACGAUGGGUUUAGUUGAUAGCUUUACUCAAUAGUGCGUACGUAAACACAUUCCUCUAGCCACGAUGGCGGCUGGAAAAAGUGAAGUGAUUUAUGUCGGCGACAAAGAUUCGAAUCAGAAAUCACGCACCACUGGUGGAGAUGAAUCUCCGGAGCGGCAGAUCAAGAUUUUAUUCUUCGAUCUUACACACUACAAUCGCACAACCCAGUUUCUACUAUGCUGCGCUGGUGUAUUCGCUUUGUACCUCGUGUACGGCUACAUGCAGGAACUGAUAUUCACGCUGGAUGGAUUCCGCCCGUACGGGUGGUUCCUGACGCUUAUUCAGUUCGCAUAUUACACCGCCUUCGGUUACAUAGAAAGAUCGAUUGAACGGACGACCGCUCAACGGUGCAUUCCGAUGCGAACGUAUGCGUUGCUGGCUUUUCUGACGCUCGGAACGAUGGGUCUAUCCAACUCGAGUGUUGGCUAUCUUAAUUAUCCAACGCAAGUCAUCUUCAAGUGCUGCAAACUGAUUCCGGUACUGAUCGGCAGCGUGUUGAUACAGGGCAAGCGUCACGGGCCGAUGGACUUCUUCGCCGCGUUCGCCAUGUGCCUCGGGCUGAUCCUUUUCACGCUGGCCGACUCUCAGAUGCAACCCGAUUUCGACACUUUCGGCGUAUUUCUCAUAUCGAUGGCCCUGCUUUGCGACGCGGCUAUCGGCAACGUUCAAGAGAAGGCAAUGCGAGAAUACCGCGCUCCUAACAACGAGGUGGUCAUCUUCUCGUACGGCAUAGGAUUCGUGUACCUAGCAGUUAUCAUGCUGCUAUCGGGCCAUCUCUACAAGGGCGUCGUAUUCUGUGCCCAGCACCCUAUGGAGACGUACGGAUACGGAUUCCUGUUCAGUCUUACCGGCUAUCUGGGAAUACAGAUCGUACUAACGUUAGUACGGACGUGUGGAGCGCCACUGGCUGCUACAGUCACCACUGCUCGGAAAGCAGUCACAAUAGCGUUAUCAUUUGUCUUCUUCAGCAAACCAUUCACGAUGCAAUACCUAUGGUCCGGACUGAUAGUCGUGUUCGGCAUCUAUCUGAAUGUGUACAGCAAACGCAGUAAGCUUACGUUUACCGAUCUGGGACGGAUGGCCAGCACACUCUACCGGCGAGUGCUCCGAUUCCCGGUCCGCAGCGAAAGUAGAAAGUCGCUGUUGGAAGUGUGAUUAUUCGCUUCGUUACGAAGCAGUUGCGCAUAAAAAGUAAUUCAACGAAAAAGAUGCUUUAAGUAGUGAACAAGGACACGUUUAGUGGCACGCUGUGCGUAAGGGUAAAAGAAGGAAUAAAAUAAGCAAUACUUUCACAAUUUAAAAUCGGUGACCAAAGGUUUCGGAGUAGCUUGAAGUUG